This is a messenger RNA of Ornithodoros turicata, 500 nucleotides long. RefSeq lists its product as uncharacterized. The record is from RefSeq and is a predicted model, not a curated record. Lineage: Eukaryota; Metazoa; Arthropoda; Arachnida; Ixodida; Argasidae. The coding region runs from base 26 to 451 and encodes 141 amino acids. The transcript is spliced from 3 exons.
ACCAGCAGAAGGACCUCGUUUCAUAAUGACGAACAAGCUGGGCUUAGAUGGGUCACCGGAAACAACUACGACGGAAGACUACGUGGACAUCUGGCAGAAGGCAGACGAAGAAAUUCAAGGCCUGGUGGGCGUCAUAAUGGUUGCGCUAAUAUGCGUCGUGGUAGGCGCCAUAUUGCUGCUGGGCUGCCUUUAUCUCACGCUAGAGAUCUGCAAGGACUUGAGGCACAACUGCCUCGUUCUGUGGGAUUACGUCACCUGUAGGGACCCACGUUACCGCGUGCUCGUCAAGUUGGCCAGGGAGUCCCAGGUUCGAAUCCCAAGCUAUGAGAGAUACCGCAGGUGGAAAAGAGGAAGAAAUCCUUCUGGUGCGCCUGAGGAUCCGACUGAGGCACUCGCCGAGGAACAGCAGCCACUCAUCCCGGAAGAAGUGGUGGACGACGACGACGACUAAUGAAGAGACAGGCGUCCAUCGCUUGUGCAAAUAUACGACGGAAACGUAU